AUGCAUGCAGCAAGCUUUGAAGCUGGCACAAGUAUUUUGAGAAACAAAUAUGACAAAGAACAGCGCAUCAAAGUUCAACAAUAUGAUAAGAAUUCAUACUUGUCGGGUAGUGCUUAUAAUGGAAGUGUAUGGCAGUCUACGAAAAUAGUUCCAAUAAGUGAAGUUCAAUUACGCAGGACAAUAUAUGAUUCCAAUAGUUCGCAAAAACAAGAGAGAAAAACAGAAGUUAAUAGACGUGCAGGAGUUUAUGCUUUUUGUUGUGAUAAUUAUAAAAUUUUAUUAGUUGGAUUAAUAAUUGGAAUAUUAACAGCUGGUAUUGUUUUGGGUACGAUUAUUGCAUUGUGGCUGGGAUCAACAGGUGAGAUUGAUCAGUAA
Messenger RNA from Rotaria socialis, 375 nucleotides. NCBI's taxonomy places the organism in Eukaryota, Metazoa, Rotifera, Eurotatoria, Philodinida, Philodinidae. The record is from the annotation of a GenBank genome assembly.